Molecule: messenger RNA, 6271 nt
Organism: Cydia fagiglandana
Lineage: Eukaryota; Metazoa; Arthropoda; Insecta; Lepidoptera; Tortricidae
Gene: anne
Product: polyamine-transporting ATPase 13A3-like
Exons: 19
Coding region: 435-4046 (1203 amino acids)
Biological process (GO): polyamine transmembrane transport; intracellular calcium ion homeostasis
Cellular component (GO): membrane
Molecular function (GO): P-type transmembrane transporter activity; ATP hydrolysis activity; ATP binding
Source: RefSeq, a predicted model, not a curated record
AUUUACUGUGAAGUGUUUAAUUACAUGGUUGUAACCAGAGCUUAACCAUUCCUUCAAAGUAUCGCAGCAAAAAUAACUUUUAUUUUUGUUCCAAGGACUGCAUAAUUUCUUCAUUGUUUACGAAACCGUUUACGUACAUUACCUAAUACCAAUCAAUAUCAGUACAGCAUCGUAUUAUUCGUAUUUGAUAACUUGCAGUAAAUUUCACAGAAGAACUGCAUUAAAAUGUAUCUUUUAACACAAAGUAUUGUUCAUUACUUAGUAGUCGUUAAAUGUGUUCAUUGUACUCCCCCUAAGCGCCCAUAAUGUGUCGCUGGGGCGUCAGAGUCAGUUGCCGCGCAAACAGGAUAAGGGCAAGACUGAAAUGAUAAACACAUAAAAAUAAUUGAUCUUAUUGAUCUCUCUUUGGGCAUUUAUUAUAAAAGUACUUAAAUAUGGAGUCUGAAGAUGACAUUCAGCCUCUGAUUGAGGAGGAAGUUUUAGAGUAUGCUACAUCUAGAGAUCUUUAUUUAGAAUUAAAUACUCAGAGAAUUCAUACAGAUCCAGAAUUUGAGCAGGUAGUAUAUGGCUACCGGAGGAGCAGAUGGCGGACCAACCUGGUGCAUUUCUUCUCGGUGCUGUUCUGCGGGAUACCAGCAUUAUUGUUCCAUUGGUGUCCCACAUGGUAUCUUUAUGCGACCUGCACGAGGGCUUGCUUCCAGCUUGCGGACCAAGUUUUAGUGGUGGAAACAUACCAGAAGAAAUGCAAGACAUACUACAUACACAAAAUUAUAGAGAAGACAAUAGCGGAUACAAGCGGAUUGCUGAACGAGGGAUUCGCCGAUGAGGCCGGCGAGAAGAUACCGCACAAGGUUGGGGACCUAUAUACGCCGCUCCACCUGGAUGAUGGCACCACACUGAACGUGGACAGCUACCGCUACUUCAAGCAUAAAAAACAGUUUCUUGUAUGGGACGGUUCGCGAGCGCAAUGGGCCCUGCUCGCCGGAGUGGAGAGCGGUGCCACAUGCGCGCAGCUGCACGCCAUGGGGGCUGUGUCGCCGGGAGCCGAGAAGAGAUCACGGAUGUUAAAUAUCUACGGUCUGAACGAGAUCAAAGUCCCAGUCCAAAGCAUCAUGACGCUCAUUCUGCUAGAAGUGGUGAACCCUUUCUACGUGUUCCAACUGUUCACUAUAGCCGUGUGGCUGGCCGAGCCGUACUAUUACUACUGCGGGGCCGUGGUGCUAAUGUCUACGUUCGGUGUGGCCACGUCUGUCAUACAGACCAAGAAGAACCAAGAAAGCCUCCGCGCCACAGUGGAAGCGCACGCAUCUGUACAGUUACUCGACGGACUGGAUGUGGACUCCCGGGCCGUAGCCCCGGGUGACGUCAUCACGCUGCCCCCGCAUGGCUGCGUCAUGCUGAGCGACUGCGUACUCCUGACCGGCUCCGCUAUCGUCAACGAGAGCAUGCUCACAGGUGAAUCCGUUCCUGUGACCAAGACGGCGUUACUGCGAGUGGACAAGCCAUUCCAUUUCAAAGAGCACGCGUCCAGUGUCCUUUUCUGUGGCACACGCGUCAUUCAGACUAGAUAUUACAACAACGAGCCCGUUAGAGCGUUGGUCCUUCGAACCGGAUACAACACGAGCAAGGGUCAGCUGGUCCGCAGUAUCCUCUACCCCACGCCGGCCGACUUCAAGUUCGACCGGGAUUCCUACAAGUUUAUUAUAAUAUUGGCGGUCAUUGCUUUACUGGGACUGGCUUAUACUGUUGCUCUCAAGGCCUAUCGUCACCUAACUCCCGGCGACAUAGCCAUAAAGGCCCUCGACAUAAUAACCAUAGUGGUGCCGCCGGCUCUACCCGCCGCCAUGACAGUGGGCCGGCUGUACGCGGUGUCGCGGCUCAAGCGCGCGCGUGUGGCCUGCCUUAACACGAGAGCGGUCAAUGUGAGCGGGUCGCUGGACUGUAUAUGUUUCGAUAAGACCGGCACCCUGACCGAGGACGGGCUGGACAUGUGGGGCGCCAUCCCUGUGAGCUCCGCAGUCUCCCCGCCGCGCCUGUCGCGACCCGUGCGGGACCCGCGGCAACUCAACGACCUGCAUGACCUCAAGCUCGGCAUGGCGGCCUGCCACAGCUUAACCUUGCUCAACGGGGAACUAGCCGGGGACCCGCUGGACCUUAAGAUGUUCGAAUCGACUGGUUGGACGUUGGAGGAGCCUGCCGUGCCCGAGACGACCAACUAUGAACUCCUCACACCAACUAUCGUACGACCGUGUAGAACUGCCAAUAUCAACGUUGACGAUGUGCAUCUGCCUCUAGAAGUGGGAAUAGUGCAGCAACACCAAUUCGUGUCGUCCCUCCAACGUGCCUCCGUAGUAGCAAGAAUAUUGGGCGAAGAUGUCCUCAGGGUGUACUGCAAGGGCGCGCCCGAGAUGAUCCGGACGCUCUCCAGGAAAGAGACAGUACCCGAAGACCUGGAUGAAAUCCUCCACUUCUACGCGGAAAAAGGGUACCGCGUGAUCGCAGUAGGCACACGAAUGCUCGAGAAGACGCAUAGAGAGCUUCAGAAGAUGACCAGAGACGAGGUGGAAUGCGAGCUGGAAUUUCUCGGGCUGGUGAUAAUGGAGAACCGUCUUAAGCCGGCCACCACCCCCAUCAUCCAUGAGCUCAAAGAGGCCAACAUACUGGUCGUCAUGAUCACUGGUGACAACAUCCACACGGCGGUGAGCGUGGCCAAGGAAUGCGGCAUCCUAGCCCCGGGCGAGCGCGUCGUGCACCUCUGCGUGGAGAGCAGCGGGCUCGUGCCCGUCGUCUGCUGCGAGAGCUCCAGGCAUGGGGCCCCUAUAGGAAGACGAACUGCGCUAACUAGAUCCUGGCGUUCCGUGGACAGCGGCAGAGGCUCCUCCCGGAGUGCCCUGACAGACUCAGAGGCCCCGGCUGAAGACCCUAACUACAAGGUCGUCAUGACUGGAGACACGUGGAAGGUAUUGCGCGAGCACUACCCGCAGCAAGUGGCGCGGGUGAUCGAGCGCGGCGCCGUGUUCGCGCGCAUGUCGUCCGACCAGAAGCAACAGCUGGUCACCGAGUACCAAGCGCUGGGGUACUAUGUUGGCAUGUGCGGCGACGGCGCCAACGACUGCGGAGCCCUGCGCGCCGCGCACACCGGCAUCUCUCUCUCGGAACUGGAGUCCAGCGUCGCAGCCCCCUUCACCUCCUCCGACCCCGACAUCGUCUGCGUGGCGAGGGUGCUCCGCGAAGGCCGAGCCGCCCUAACCACAAGCUUCGGAGUCUUCAAAUUCAUGGUAGCAUACUCCUUAACAGAAUUCUUCUCUGUCGCGUUUCUGUAUUAUUUCGACUCGAAUUUGACUGACUUCCAAUUUUUAUAUAUAGAUGUCGCUAUGAUUGUGAAUUUCGCGUUCUUUUUCGGCAUGACCGAGGCUUAUAGAGGGAAAUUAUGUAAAAUACCACCUCUAACGUCUCUACUUGGAUUGGUACCUUUAGUGUCAUUAAUCGGCCAGAUGAUUCUAAUUGGCGUAGCGCAGUAUUUCAGUUAUUUCGCUUUAACUUUCUUCCCGUGGUAUGAGAGGCAUUUAUAUGAAGGUGAGGAGGCUAACGAGUGUUGGGAGAAUUAUGCCAUUUUCACAGUUUCAAUGUUCCAGUAUAUAGUCAUGCCUAUAGUGUUUUCACACGGCGCGCCGUAUAGAAGAUCUGUCGUCACUAAUAAAUACCUAAUGAUCAGUGUGAUUAUAAUGACCGCUAUAUCGAUAUACAUAACGGUUGCCCCGGCAAAAUUCUUAGCAGAAUUUUUACAACUUAAAAUGCCGAAAGAUAUCUUACUAAGUUAUAUAGUUUUAGCUAUAGCCUCGUUCCAUUUUGUGAUAGCGUUGUUUUUUGAAAGAGUAAUUGUACAGUAUCUUAUGGAAAGAAAAGAGAUGGUACCGAAAUGUUUGAAGGAAAGACGAGUUAGGAAGACUCCGCAUCUUAUGAUUAAAAGGGAAUUGACAGAUUUGGACUAUUUGGAAUGUGAUAGUGAGAUAAAGUUUGUGAGAGAAGGGAGCUCGGGCAAAUGAGGCUAAACUACUUAAGUUAUACAAAUAUAUAAAUACACAAACGGGUCUACCGCGGUAUAAUUUCAUUGUUGUUUUUCCGUGACUACAGCUGGUGCAACUCAGCUGAAACGUCGGAAUUUAAAGUACAAACAAUGAAAUUAUAUCGCGGUAGGCCCGUUUGUGUAACUAAAUAUGUGUACAAAACGCGAGAGUUUAAAGUGUUAAGUUAUACAGGAUGUAACCAUUCGUACAAAAAUAUUUCUUUGAUGGCUUAGCCAUAUAUUUAAACAAAGAAUUGAAACUGAUAUUAUUUAGUUUUCGCCGUGCGCGCAAGAAAUACAUAUAAUAUGUAUGUCGUUUUUAUUACUUUUUUUGUGUAUUCACAAAUCGAUGGUUGUAGAUCGAUAUUAUAACAUUACAAUUAUCGUAUAACGAUUGUAUUUACCGUUUGGUAUUAUUGUAAGAAUCAUCUUCCAUUCAUUUGACAUAUUACCUCUUCACCGACGGAUUUAGUACUUUUAAGUAUAAGUAUUGUAUUUUUUUCUAUAAACAAAAAUAAACAUAAUUUUAUUGCAUAUUGCUUAACAUGAAUUAACUUAACCCUUUCAAUGCCAAGUGUUCCAUUAUGAACACACCUAGCGUGUUGUGUUGCGUGUAAUAUGUAUAUUUCGUUUUAUAAUUUAUUUACAUUUAUAUAAUAAUAAUUUCGUGUAUUUUCAAUGUAUUGUUAAUAUAUUAUAUUAUAAGCCUAUACGGUGUCCCACUGCUGGGCAAAGGCUGGGCUUUGGGUAUUGUUAAUGUCAAUUGAAAAAAAAAACUAUUCGCAAACUAUCCAAAGUUCGCUUAUGAGCUUAUCUAUUAUGACAUUUUUAUUCGACUUUACUGUAUUUUCGUGCAUUUUUGCAUAACCCUUGCAUUCUUUAUGUUGCAGUAUUUUUAUCGUUACGAUUUUUCUAUGAAUUUUACUAUUAACAUUAUUUUAAUUUAACAUAGUUUUAAGUUUAAGCACAAUGUGAUAGUAUACCGGACGUACACAAAGAUGAGUGCCUUAUGAGUUUAUUUAGUAGUAAGAAUAUUAUAUUAUAUGUAAGUGAAAAUGUGAAAACAUUCCGAAUAUAUCGUUGGUGCUGUGCAUACCAAAUGUUAGACUAAUAUUUUUAUCUAAUCUUUCAUUUUAUUCUCAUCUGCGAGAGACGAAAGUAUGUAUUAACCUUUUGAACGCCACAGACGGCAAUUGACGUCAACGCAAAAUCGUGAUAACGACGCCAAAGACGGCAUUUGACGUCGAUCGUGUUUUGAUGAAAAUCUAUUGAAAAACACCCCACUUUUAGGUUGGCAUUAUUUAUUUACAAAACUAAAUUUUACUCCCGUGGCGUCAGUGGCAUGGCAAAUGGAUGCGCCGUUUGGCGUUCAAAAGCUUAAAGCCAUCAUAAGAAGUAGUGUACCUUCAAAAUAUACGGAACGAAUAGAACCAUGUAACAAAUCUGAGAAAAGCAUACCGCGAUCCACUUCAUUCGCUCGAAUAUAUGAAAGUGGUAGAGAGACAGUACGAACGUAGGUAAUUUCACUCAUUUCGGCUUUCGAAACGUCACUGUAUUGUAUUAAAUUCUGAAUUUAAACUAGUGUAAGUAAUCGAAUUGUUUAGCAGAUCUUAUGAAUUAUAAUAAUUUCUUAUGACUUUGUUAUCGGCGGCUGAAAGGACCUUCGCACAAAUAUGUAAUAUGAAUAUUACGCACAUUUUGUGUCUUAAUUUAGUCCACUUGUCGAAUAAGUAAUUAACUAUUCUUUUGAUAUGAAUUGUAUUUAUACAGGCUCUAUAGUUUUGUGACUUUCGAACGAGUUAUGAUAUUAUGAAUGUGACUUAUGAAAUUAAUACUUCGAGUAUGAACGUUAUAUAUUUUAGAUCUAUAUUUUAUUUUUAUUUAACAGUUUACAAUUUCAUUACAUCUAGUUUGUGAAACAUUAUAAAUCGUAAUCUUAAAUCCUCUAGAAGCAUCAUACCCAACCCAAUAUAAUAAAUAUAUUAAUGGGAGCCAUAUUUUCAAAGUCGACUUUAUUCUCUGAUAGUAAGUUAAAUCAAAGGGAUUAAAAGGAUCAAAUUGAACUUACUAAACUAUCUUACAAUGACAAACUAAAUGUAAUAAUUGUACGUGAUGUACCAUUGAUACCUUCGGGUAUUAAUCGUAUCUUGUGGAUACUGAUGUGUAGUGAGCAAAAUAUUUCAGUAAUAAAAGUAAUUUAAUUUA